AUCCCUAAUAGCUCUCUCUCCACGCUUUUCCUGGCUUCCCCUCUUCUUACCGGGGGCAACCCUCUCGCUGUCUCUCUCUCUCUCUCAGUUGAAGGGAAUUAGGUUGGAAGAAUCCAAAAGUGGAACUCUAUCUGAGAGGAUGGCAGAUGAGUCUCAAGAUCCCACAGAAGUGCCUCCGGAGAAGGAUGUGGAAGUAGUCUCUGUGGGGGAGCCAAAUGCCGGGAAACAAGCAGGCGAGCCCGAGUAUCUGCCGGAGCCAGAGCCUGGUGGCGAUCAGAAGACAACUGGAGCAGAUGAGGGAGUCCCCCGUGUGGGGAUGGUCUUCAAGACCUUUGAAGAAGUGUAUGACUUCUAUAACCAAUAUGCUCGUCAUACCGGAUUCGGUACUAAGAUUAGGAGGUCUUGGUACAGCCUCGAAGAUGGGCAAUGCAACAAGGUCACUUUCACCUGUUGCAAGGAGGGCAAGAGGGUGUACAAGAAUUCUGAGCGCUGCAGCUCGUAUCGCUUGAGGCUUUCAGCUAGAACAGAUUGUCAGGCAAAGAUUAAAGUGCAGAAGAGGUAUGCUGAUGGGUUAUUCCAUUUGACGGAGGUUGUUCUUGAACACAACCAUCCUGUUAACCCAGCGAUGUCGAAGUAUUUUCGGUCCCAUAAAGACAUAUAUGAUGGAAUGAAAAGGCAACCCGUGAUGCGCACAAAGGGACAGAGAGAGCUUGCAACUGGUGAAAACGAGGAUGAAAGUUCUGCUGGAAAAGCACGGUCUUCUUCUUUCCUUGGACGGGAAGAUGUUGAAGCCCUUCAGCAGUUUUUGAUUCAAAUGCAGACUAUAAAUGCAAACUUCUUCCAUCUGAUGGAUUUCGAUGCAGAAGGACGUGCUAGAAAUGUGUUCUGGGCUGAUGGUAGGUCUAGGGCUGCGUAUCAGUAUUUUGGUGAUGUCAUUGCAUUUGAUACAAGCUACUUGACAGGCAAUUUUGAAACACCUCUGGCUUCAUUCGUAGGAGUGAAUCAUCAUGGUCACUUAGUGUUGCUAGGCUGUGCAUUGCUUUCGAAUAGAAGUUCUGCCACAUACAGGUGGUUAUUUAAAGCAUGGUUGUCAUGCAUGUCAGGAGUUCCUCCUAAUGCUAUAAUCACUGACCAUUGUAAGGCCAUACAAGAAGCAGUUGUUGAGGUCUUCCCAGGUGCUCGCCAUCGUUUAUGUUUAUGGCACAUAAUGAAAAGGAUGCAAGAAUAUUUGGGAGGGCAUGCUGAAUAUAAGGUGAUCAAAGGAAUGAUGAAAAAAGCAGUGUAUGACUCAUUAGAAAUUGAUGAGUUUGAAGAAGUUUGGAAAAAUAUGAUUGAGAAGUACGGGCUUAAAGAACAUGAAUGGCUUAAGUCGCUAUAUGAAAACAGAUAUUGUUGGGUCCCAGCUUUUGUGAAAGACGCGUUUUGGGCAGGGAUGUCUACCACACAGCAUAAGGAAAGUAUGACUUCUUUUUUUGAUGGAUAUAUUUACCCAAAGACUUCUAUAAAGCAAUUUCUUUGCAAGUAUGAGACAGCUAUACAAAGUAAGUAUGAAAAGGAAAUCCAAGCUGAUCUAGAUUCUUUCAGCAAGAGCCCCCAAUUGAUAUCGAAAUUCUACAUGGAAGAUCAGCUGCGCAAGAUUUACACAGUUGACAUGUUCAAAAAAUUCCAAGAAGAAGUAAAGGCAAUAUUGUAUUGCAUACCUUCACUAGUUAGGGUAGAUGGGCCUGUCUCUACCUUUGAAGUGAAAGAACCUAUACAAAUGAAAGACGGUAAUAUGAUGGAAAACAGAAAUUAUGAAGUUAUUUAUAACUCACAGGAGCAGGAUCUGCGAUGCAUAUGUUGUUCUUUCCAAUUUAGAGGUAUUAUAUGUAGGCAUGCAUUAUCAGUGCUUAACUUUCUGGAGAUGUAUGAAAUCCCAUCCCAAUUUAUUCUGGAACGGUGGCGAAAGGACUAUAAGUACAUUCAUAUCUUGUCUUCUUCUUCUAAUGAUUCACUAGCCAAUGGUCCCAUGGAGCGCUACAAUAAUAUAUAUAAGUUUUGCCUAAAAUUUGCUGAGGUAGGGGCAAGUAUUGAUGAUAAUUAUGAGGUUGUAAUGAAAAUUCUAAGUGAGGGAAUGGAGGAACUGAUUGCAAGUGAUUGCUUAAUUAGUGAUCCUGAACUCAGGACCUAUACCAUGAAUGGCAAAAGAAGUUUGAUUAAUGAAAAUGAUGAGAUCCAUGAUCAAGUGCAAGUAAGGCGGAAAGGUCAGCCACUGAAAAAAAGGAAAGAAUCUCUUGUAGAAAAGAUAGUUAAGACGAGCAAGAAAAAGGUCUGUCAAAGAAAACCAACAGUGGGUGGUCAAAGCGAUAUACUUCGUAUUGCCCCAGAUGCGCCGCAGUUCGACACUCCCAUCUGGACACAAGAAACCAUCAGUCUAACGGAACAAGUAAACCCAACCAACUUAUCAAUUGGUAGCCAUUUUGGAGUACCAGUGAACCACCAACAUGCACUUGACAAUCAGUCAGGAAUGCGCUGGAGUUUUCAACAAAUGUUUCAGCAAGCUCAUACACAAGAGACACCUCCUGGCCCAUGGGCUGGGUAGAAUAGGGGGGAAUCAAAUUGCAGAAAGGCAGCCAUAGAGUGCAAGGAUUCUUGUGUAUUGAAUCAAGGGGGUGGUGCGUAUCCAUAUUGGAGCCCUGUGACAAGGCAAGAAAUUGCCCCGGAGGGUGGCUAAGGUGUGAGCUUGUGCUGCUAGGAAAAGCGAAUGCAUAGUUUUGUAUAGAUGACGACUCCUUUUAUGACAUUUUUUUUCUUUUUGAACGGCCUAGUCAUGUUGGGUUCACGACUGAAAUUGUCCAAUCUACGGAUAUGCUUGUGUUGCUUCUUCUUGAUGUCAGAGACCAUCACUAAUGCAUGCUCAAAUCGAAGAUCUCACAAAUUGAGAGUUUCAACUGA
Messenger RNA from Phoenix dactylifera (date palm), 2934 nucleotides. Its product is annotated as protein FAR1-RELATED SEQUENCE 6-like. The record is from RefSeq and is a predicted model, not a curated record. Gene Ontology annotation, biological process: regulation of DNA-templated transcription. Lineage: Eukaryota; Viridiplantae; Streptophyta; Magnoliopsida; Arecales; Arecaceae. Gene Ontology annotation, molecular function: zinc ion binding.